GGUAAUGCUCACCUUCUCGAACCGCGGCGGCUGUGUCCUCCGCGAGAUCCUUGGCCUGCUUCGGGGAAGGCGACGAGACGGUCCACAGCAUCCGCCGUCCGCGCUGUGACAGGUGUGUCGCCUCUGAAAGAAAUGGCUACUGGACAGGAUCGAGUGGUUGCUCUAGUCGACAUGGAUUGUUUUUUUGUUCAAGUGGAACAACGGGAAAAUCCUCAUUUGAGGAAUAAACCAUGUGCAGUAGUACAGUACAAAUCAUGGAAAGGUGGUGGAAUUAUUGCAGUGAGUUACGAAGCUCGUGCAUUUGGGGUCACUAGAAACAUGUGGGCAGAUGAUGCUAAGAAAUUAUGUCCAGAUCUUCUACUGGCACAAGUUCGUGAGUCCCGUGGGAAAGCUAACCUCACCAAGUAUCGGGAAGCCAGUGUUGAAGUGAUGGAGAUAAUGUCUCAUUUUGCUGUGAUUGAACGUGCCAGCAUCGAUGAGGCUUAUAUAGAUCUGACCAGUGCUGUACAAGAAAGACUUCAAAAGUUACAAGGUCAGCCUAUCUCAGCAGACUUGUUGCCAACCACUUACAUUGAAGGGUUGCCUCAAGGCCCUACAACAGAAGAGGCUAUUCAGAAAGAGGAGAUGAGAAAACAAGGGUUGCUUCAAUGGCUUGAUUCUCUUCAGAUUGAUAACACCACCUCUCCAGACCUGCAGCUCACUGUGGGGGCAGUGAUUGUGGAGGAAAUGAGAGCAGCCAUAGAGCAGCAGACUGGUUUUCAGUGUUCUGCUGGCAUUUCACACAAUAAGGUCCUGGCAAAGCUCGCCUGUGGACUAAACAAGCCCAACCGCCAAACGCUUGUCUCACAUGGGUCAGUUCCACAGCUUUUCAGCCAGAUGCCAAUUCGUAAAAUCCGUAGCCUCGGAGGAAAGCUAGGGGCUUCUGUCAUUAAAAUUCUUGGGGUAGAAUACAUGGGUGAACUGACCCAGUUCACUGAAUCCCAGCUCCAGAAUCAUUUUGGAGAGAAGAAUGGGUCUUGGCUAUAUGCCAUGUGCCGAGGGAUUGAACAUGAUCCAGUUAAACCCAGGCAAUUACCCCAAACCAUUGGCUGUAGCAAGAACUUCCCAGGAAAAACAGCUCUAGCUACUCGGGAGCACGUACAGUGGUGGCUCCUGCAGUUAGCCCUGGAACUGGAGGAGAGACUGACCAAAGACCGAAAUGAUAAUGACAGGGUGGCCACUCAGUUGGCUGUGAGUGUUCGUGUACAAGGAGACAGACGUCUCAGCAGCCUUCGCCGUUGCUGUGCCCUUACCCGCUAUGAUGCUCAUAAGAUGAGCCAGGAUGCAUUUGCUGCCAUCAGGAACUGUAAUACUUCUGGAAUCCAAACUGAGUGGUCUCCUCCCCUCACAAUGCUCUUCCUCUGCGCUACCAAAUUCUCUGCCUCUGCCCCUUCAACUUGCAAAGACAUCACCAUCUUCUUGAGCGGUGACUCAAGUUCUCAGACAAAGGUGCCAAUUACCAGCUCAGAAACUAAGGCCCAGGAAAGUGGUCCUGCUGUGUCCACCACUAAAAAAGCAACUACCUCUCUAGAGUCAUUCUUCCAAAAGGCUGCCAAAAAGCAGAAAAUUAAAGAAACUUCGUUUGCAUCCCCUACCACAUUAGUGAACAAGUCACCAUCCAAGCCUGCUUUACUCUUCCAAACAAGCCUAACUACAGGAGUUGAGCCCUUCUUUAAGCAGAAAAGUCUACUGUUAAAGCAAAAAGAGCUUAAUAAUUCUUCAGCUUUUUACCUUCCACAAAGUCCUCAGUCUGACUCUGAAGAGUCACCAAACUGUUUUCCAACCGAGUAUUCAAAUGGUGCCCCUAUUUGUGAAAGAGUGUUGAAUUUGAAGCCUGUAUUCUCUAAAGCAGUCUCUACAGAGAUGGGUGUGGUCCACAACAGUCCAGACAUGUCUGUCGAGAUAGCCCAGAAGGCAGCUACUACCCCCAGUCUCAUAGCCACUGAGGACAAAGUGCUCUGUGAGAAGUGUGACUCCCAGGUUCCAGUGUGGGACAUGCCAGAACAUAUAGACUAUCAUUUUGCAUUGGAGUUGCAGAAAUCCUUUUUGCAGCCUUGUACUUCCAAACCCCAGGCUGUUCCUGCCACAUCUCCUCAAGGCAAAAGAAAUCCCAAGGGCCCAUUGGCUUCCAAUAAUAAACGCCCUAGGCCCCAUGGCAUGCAGACACUGGAAUCAUUUUUUAAGCCAUUAACACAUUAGUGCUGCCCUCAGGCUUGUAGCAGAAAUGGAACUAUGUUCAUUUCUCAAGGAAUUUAAUAACAAAAAAGUCCUCUCUUCCAAUGGGAUAAGAACCCUGAAAUGUUAAAAUCCAUCCUUUGUUUAUAUAUAUGGGGCCUUAGGCCCCAGAGAGAUCUAGUUGCAAACUCCCUCAAACUUUAUCUCUAAAAUGAGACUUGCCAAUUAUGUAUUUGGGGAGUAUGACUCAUAAGUACAGGCCAUGGCGGGGAGCAUCCUGGGUAUUAUAGCUCAGGUGGUAGAGCACUUGCCUGGGGUAACUUGUGCAAGGUCCUCAGUUCAGUUUCUAAACCCUAUCUUUAAAAAAAAAAAACUGCCAGGCAUGGUAGUACAUGCCUUUAAUCCCAGCACUCAGGAGGCAGAGGCAGGCCAAUCUCUGUGAGUUCAAGGCCAGCCUGA
Molecule: messenger RNA, 2673 nt
Organism: Nannospalax galili (Upper Galilee mountains blind mole rat)
Lineage: Eukaryota; Metazoa; Chordata; Mammalia; Rodentia; Spalacidae
Gene: Polh
Product: DNA polymerase eta
Exons: 11
Coding region: 133-2238 (701 amino acids)
Biological process (GO): response to radiation; error-prone translesion synthesis
Cellular component (GO): nucleus; site of double-strand break; replication fork
Molecular function (GO): DNA-directed DNA polymerase activity; damaged DNA binding
Source: RefSeq, a predicted model, not a curated record